Haliotis rubra (blacklip abalone) is the source of this 6890-nucleotide messenger RNA. Its product is annotated as transcription factor Sp4-like. Gene Ontology annotation, molecular function: RNA polymerase II cis-regulatory region sequence-specific DNA binding; DNA-binding transcription factor activity, RNA polymerase II-specific. NCBI's taxonomy places the organism in Eukaryota, Metazoa, Mollusca, Gastropoda, Lepetellida, Haliotidae. The record is from RefSeq and is a predicted model, not a curated record. Gene Ontology annotation, biological process: regulation of transcription by RNA polymerase II.
GUAACACACAUUGUUCACGGCCCCUUCGAGGCGAUACAUAUACACGAUAUGGGAAAGUAAAUUGCCGAUAUUUUGUGUCAGUGGACCUACGAUGUCCACAUUAACUGUUCGAAAUUCAAAUCAAGAGUAUGUAGUGCCGGCAAGCUCAUCACAGGAUGUCCAGCCGUCCCCUUUAGCCCUUCUGGCUGCGACUUGCAGUAAGAUCGGAGCCCCUCCAGAAGCUGACGCCUACAAUCAGGGAGGGGCCCAAACAGUUCGCGUGUUAGGGGCCGGACAAUCGAGUACAGCGCCAGGGGAAAUCGUUGCUCCUAGUUGGGUGCAACUUCCAACAGGUGCAGUCGUGGACGCCAACGCUAGUAAUGGAGGAAAACAGACGGGGAGUGUCACGAAUCUUGCGGCGGCAGGACAGCUUAUUCAACAAAGUCCGCAAGUCGUGGCAACGGUUGGACCUGGUGGCAGUAUCACGUACAAUGUUAUCCCCUCCUUCCAAACAGUUUCAGUGGAUGGUCAGGAAGCAAUUAUUAUCCCAGCAGGGUCAACAGGCCAAGCUUUUUUUGCAGCAGGAGGGAUGGGUAAUCAAACUAUGGUUACCCCAACAGGUCAGAUUGUUAGAGCACAAGGUCUCUCUGGUGCCAAUGUGAUAUCAAAUGUGGGUUUUCCAAACCUUACAGGAAAUGUUGUGAACCUUGGAGGUAAUGUGCUGAAUCUGGCAGCUGCAGGUAUGCAGUCUGCAGUGCGUGCAUCAAAUCCAGGUGUGGUGCAGACGAUGCAGCUACCACUUAAUCAGGUACAACAAGUUCCCAACAUGAUUCAAAUUCCAGUAUCUGUAGGUGGACAAACAGCAAUUCAAACUAUCCAGUUGCCUGUUCAGACAUUCCCUACGGGGUUACAGACUGCUUUACCCCAGGGUGUUGUGGCAGCUCCUGGGGCUGUGGGAUCUUUUUGGGACUACCGCACAGACAUUAUCACAGACUCAGAUGACUUCUACCCAGGUGCCACACUCUGUUUCCACUCCCACAUGUGUUCUGCUCAAACUUCACCUGAAGAGGUUCAAGCCAAGUCUGAAAAGGUGGUUGAUGAAAUAAAAAUAUCAGCAGGACAAACAGUGUCGUCAGUUAAUCAGCAGCAGUUAUCAGCAGCUCAGCAAACUGCCAAUAAUAUUCAAACUGCAAUUGCAAAUCAGGCAAUGGCAAAUGGGAACUUUGCAAAUAUAGCCAUUGGUCCUAAUGGGCUACCUGCUUUAAUUCCAUUAGGAGCAAAUAUGCUGAAUACUGGUACCACUCAAUUGGUGCUACCCGCUUCACAACCAGGUGCAGUUUCGCAAAAUCCUGUAUCGUAUGCUGUAGCUUCUUAUCCCCAGAGUGGGACGGCAACCACAACCACUACAACCACAUCAAGUUCUAAUGGUAGCCAAAAUUUGAAUUCAAAUGUUGUUACAAACAUUCUUAGCCCACAGCAGAUCAUGCAAGGUGUAGGGCAAAAUAUUAAUGUAGCUAACCUUCAACUGGCAGGACAAAGUCAAGUAAUCUCUCAGAAUAUAUGGCAGCAGGCACUCAAUGUAGCUAAUGUUAGACCAACUAACCCACAGACUGUUCAAGUCCAGAAUCUUCAAAGUCUUCAGAACAUACAAAGUUUCCAGACAAUACAAAACCUUCAAAAUAUGCAAGGUCUACAGACUGUCACCCCACAAGGACAAAUCAUCAAUGGAUCUUCUGUACAGAAUCUUGGUGCAGUGACUCUCUCAUCUACUGGUGCUAUCACUGGUAUAACUCAAACCCCAGCUCUGCAGCAGUUGACUCCACAGGUACAGGCCAUCCAGAGCAUCGGUAAUCAGCAGAUGGCUGCAACACAGUCAACAAAUGGAACACAAAUAAUUGCCACCACAGCUACCGGACAACAGGUUCCUUUCCAGCAGGAUCCAAAUGAUCCAACAAAAUGGCAAGUUGUAGCCACUUCACCAGGAACACCUAUCAGCGCUCUCAGUCCAACACAAGUUACAUCACAGUCUGUGCCCACUGACACACCCACUCCAGGUCGCAGACUGCGUCGUGUUGCAUGCACAUGUCCAAAUUGUCAGUCGGAUGGAAGAAAUACUGGAGAAAACAAGAAGAAACAGCAUAUAUGUCACAUGCCUGGAUGUGGAAAAGUAUAUGGGAAGACUUCACAUCUACGAGCACACUUAAGGUGGCAUACGGGAGAGCGACCAUUUGUAUGUAACUGGUUGUUUUGUGGCAAGAGAUUCACACGUUCUGAUGAAUUGCAGAGACAUAAACGAACACAUACAGGUGAGAAAAAAUUCCAGUGUUCAGAGUGCAACAAACGCUUUAUGCGGAGUGAUCACUUGUCAAAACACAUAAAGACACAUAACAACCGCCGCAGUGGGCAGCAGAACGCAGUGUCCAGUACUCAAGUGACGACAGAGGAGGAACCCGACAUUGAAUACAAUGAAGAACAUGAUACCAUCCAAACCAGUCAUCAAGUGGAAAAUGCAGAUGAUGAUGAUGACGACGACGAUGAUGAUGAUGAUGACGGCAGUGACUCUGCAAGCAUGAAGUUGAUGGUUGAAGAUGUUACACAACAGCUUUAGAGUCAAUACAGAUUCAGUUCACCAUGUGUGAUCCAGCCGUAACAGUUACAGUGCUUAAAUUAGGCCACUAGUCAAAAGCCAAGGUCUAAAAGUCAGACUGAAGUGUUCUGCACAGAGACUGCAGAUUGCUCAGCAUUGUGUAUUAAUUAUAUCUCAUGAACAUGAGAAUAACUCACAAGUCUUCACUUACUUCUUGAAUCACUGUAUGCAUAUUGAGCAGUUGUUUUACACAUAAUUCAAACAUUGUCAUUACAGAUGACUUUGUCUUGUUACAUAGAGGGCAAGUUUGGCCCAUCGGUGUGACUAUUAUUCACUAACAUAGUCAUCCUGAGUGACUACAGGAGUGAACUCAGAAUGUUUAUAUGUUCCUCACAAUCAAGUUAUUCACAACAAUAUUAACAAGUGACCAGUAUGAUUGACUAGUCUCCUGUGGCAUACUGAGUGUAUGACAGUAGACGGACCGGAUGCCAUGUGGACUUACGAUGCAUACUGCCAGUCUAGGUAACUAUCACAGGAGUAUUUCAAAGACUCAUUCCGUGGACGUUUACAGCAGAUUAUUUUUCUGGCUCACUGGUCCUUUAAAGGGCUCCAUCGGUGUUGUAGUGGUUGCCUUUGAACUUUUUUAUGUUUUCCAAAAUGGUUGAGUGGAUCAGCUGCAGUUUUUUUGUGGAUGUUUACUAAAAGGAGGUUAAAAUUUUGUCAAAGCAUAAAAUUGGAUUUGUAUUAAGGUCACCAGGUUUAUCUGAGAGAAGACUAUUUUUUUUAAAUCUAAUAAAAAAACUUUGUGUUUGAAGGGUCCAUAUUGGAAAAUACAAAAAAGUCAUUCAUCAUCCAAUGUAGACAUCAUUCUUUGAGAAACAACUUCACAUGCUUGUUCUCACCAAUAAUUAUACCAGAAUUGGUUCAUCCAGUUCAUAUCUCACAUCAAGUAACGACACCACACCUUGACCAUUUCUGCUAAAAAUGUAAUGCUAUUACAUUGUUUCCAAACUCAUUCACCAUAUACUCUGAAAUUGCCUGAUGGGGAAGCGGAACUUGGCUUGCUGUUUCUCCUCAUGAUGACAUAUUAUAUUGUUCAGUUCAUUUGUGUUUACAAUGUUGGAAUCCAUGUUGGGACAGUGCCCACCACAGAAGUUUCACACUUAAUGCAACAUUUUAUUUUUUGGCAUUGAUAAGACCUUUGCACUUUUCACCAUGCUAUUUAAGCCUUUCAGAAUGCCUCUCCAACAACUGUAAACACUGCAGAAGCUAAGGGUACAUAUAAGUAUUAAUACAUGUUAGUAUCAAUAGAUUCUUAAUGUAAGUGCUGCAAUGGCAGUACAUUGAUAUCAAGAUAAUGUUGAUGUUAGCAACAGCUAUUAAUAACAUUGUGUUAAUACCAUACAAUUGUGUAAAAGAAUGUGUUUAUAGUAUAGACCAAAAUGUUGAAAUGUCUCUUCCCCAGCACAAAUAUGUAAGCAUGAGCAGUUAUUACCAGCAGCAUACUGAAAUCAGCUACUUGAUCGAGUCAGAAUAAGUCAAUAUAAUCUAUUUUAAAAACUUUUCACAUGUUCAAGGAAAAUGUGUUAAGAGGUCACCAACCCUCCAUUAUUCACAUCAGCAACAAUCACAUUGCCGCUUUUGAAUGAACCUGAGUUGACAGAGAAUGGACAUUUACAACAUGUAUCCAUUAACUCAUUAACAACUAUAUUUCCAGUACUUUUGAGCAUUUUAUGUCAACAUAUUCACAGCCUAAGUACUUCACUUAAGGUUAUUAGUGUGUUAUAUAAAUACAUAAUGUAAAGGCUGCUACUAUUUCGCACAAUAUUAGAAUAUGUACACCUGGAAAUACAUUAAGCACAUCCCAUAUUGUCACCUAUACGCGUUCGGUUUUUAAAUUACAUUUAGCGGUCUUAAAUCAACAAUAAAGGACCGCAAAAUUGAAAACAGAGUAGCUUUUUCUUCUAAUUGUAAUGAAUGAGUCAAGUUUUUUUGCAGGCAAAAUGUGUUCGAGAUAACAGUGACCAAUGAUAUUUACUGCCUACCACACUCAUCCAUAAUGAAGAGCAUAAGGGCUUAAUUGUGGGCUUUUUAAAGAAAGAAAGUUGAAUACUAUUUAGUUCUUGUCAAUACUACACAUAGAUGACUGCAGGCAGAAGUUUCCUAUAUUCCAUGAAUCACACAUUGCACUUGUUGAGGAGAUAUUUCUACCCAUGCCCAUACACAGCAGCAACAAGUCCAUGUAAAGUUUAGACAGGUCGAUCUCUGUCAGACUUGACAGUCUAAAAUGUUCCACACAUGUUCUCUUGGAUCUAGACAUCUUGAAGGAAGAGUCACAAUAUCAUGUGAUUUAAGUGUUCCAGAACAGCCUAUGAUCUCUGAGUGCUAGCAUCAUUCAUAAAUACAGGUCUUGUGGCCAACACAUGAUUCUCCAAAUGGGGAUAACUACUGUGUCCAGGAUGUCAGGCUGAUAUCAAGGUAUGUUCAGAUUAUGUUUAUAGUGAUCAAGUCAAGUCAAUUGAAUGAAACACAUCUCCAUACCAUUACCACAGUCCUCUUCCAUCAAAUGGAUGGAUGUCUAGAAUGAUGUGUGCAGCCAUGGCUGUAUUUGCUCCAGAACUCCAAACAUGCAUGGCUGACUACCAUGGGUAACAGACAACUAUGGGAAAAUGGACUCUUUACUAGUGCUGGAGCAAUUGAUAGAAUAAUGGGUCAAUCCGUCAAUAUCGCAUCCAUCAGCAAUUAUCAAUGUGCUCAGGAGACUAAUUGAUAUUCAUUAAAAAAAUGAAACAUCAAAUAUAACUUUAGAAAAUAGGUUUCUUAUUGUAAUAUUUGUUAAAUCAAGACAUAAACACCCAACACGUAAAACUGCAAUGUAAACAACAUGCCCGUGUGCAUGUCUCAACAGGAAGUAUUCUCGAUUCUUGAUCGUAGUAUUUACCAUGCAGGUUUCGGUCGCACAAUGUGAUAUAGUGUCCCGUUAUGACCCAAGUGAAUUUGUAGUGGGCUCUAUGAUUACAAAUGAUCAUUGAUUGAUAUCUCAGCUCCAAUUAUCGAAUUGCAGUAUUCUAGUUUAGACAUACCAAAUGAGAUAUCAUCUGCAACAGAGUUUUCCGUAUCUGUAUCAGACCAUUUCUGAUACUUCUGGUUGAAAUCACUUUGCCUGUUAGGCACUGUGUCUUUAAACUCAACUGUUGUGAAAUGGAUGUUCCUUAUCAAGCGUUCCCCUCUGCAUCUUCUCUCCUGGGUGUGAGGCUGAACUGGUGAUGGCCUGUCCUUCAUUUGUUAUUCAGUGUUUCUAAGCUUUAAAUAAAUUUCAGUUUGUUGACAUCCUCCUUGAUAUCCAGUCUCAGUGCAAGACAUUCCUGCAUUUCUCACUCCAUAAUCUGCCAUCUUCACGCUUUAGACAGUAUGUGAGGUGUCAUGAUAUUGCCUUGUAAUUAGCAUGCAACCCUUGUUGAGACAUUUGUACCUGUAAUGUUGAUGACCAGUAUGUUGUAGACUUGUAACAGUUAUUGUGUUGAAGGCACAGUGUGCUACAUCGUACAUUAACUGUGCUGCUGUCAAUGGUGUGGGGGGAAACAUCUAUCAUAGAUUGAUAAAUGAUAAAUAUUUAGUAACCUUUUCAUUCUGUGUAAUUUUGAUUUUUGCUGUGCUUAAUUAAGUUCCAUGUGUAUAUUAUUCUGAAUGGAAUAAUAGUUUUAGAUACGAUGCUGCAAUCUAAUCAUUGCAUCCAUAUUGUUUGAAGUUCACAUGCAUUUUCUUACAGGAAAUAGUUUAAUACAAAUUUCAAAUGAUUAUCUUAUUUCAGUGCUUCUGUAAUAACAGAGGCCAAUAGUUUUCUUACAUGUGAAGUAAGUAUUGCAGUAGUAGUAAACAAAAGCUGUUUCACAGGCAAUAUUUCUCUUUGCCCCUGUAAUGACCCCUACCAAAAGCAACUUAUCCAGUGAAGCUUAAAACGUCACAUGCAUGUUUGUUCUAUAGAUGCCAAGAAACCGAUACUUUGUAAAGCGUCUGUCUUUAUUGACACUUUAGACUAUAUUACAUAGUCAGGUGAGCAGUGCUAUGUAACUCUUAUGUUCUAAUGAAAUUUGUUAUCUUUCAAGAAAGAGAUACAAUAUGUGUACAAAUAUUUAAAAUAGAACAUAAGUUAAAGCAUGUACAUUUUGCUUGGCAAGAAAUUGUAUAUCUUUUUAAGUACCUUUGAUUGUAAAACCUUUGUUAGUUUAUUUUGUUAUGUGCAUGUAUGUUAUAAGUACUGGUAUAUUAUUAAUACAUAGUAAAAAUGGAAAUUCUAUACAUGAAUAAACAUUGAUAAAAUUCA